Pelecanus crispus (Dalmatian pelican) is the source of this 728-nucleotide messenger RNA. The record is from RefSeq and is a predicted model, not a curated record. NCBI's taxonomy places the organism in Eukaryota, Metazoa, Chordata, Aves, Pelecaniformes, Pelecanidae.
GUGACCGAGCUAACGGACAUCAACUACAACAGCAACUUGGUACGCCUGAGGCCGGGUCACAUGAACGUGGUCUUGAUCCUGUCCAACUCGACCAAGACCGUCCUCCUCCAGAAGUUUGCCCUGGAAGUCUACACGUUCACAGGGAGCAGCUCUCUUCAUUUCUCCUUCCUCAGCCUGGACAAGCACCGAGAAUGGCUGGAGUACCUGUUAGAGUUCGCGCAGGAUGCGGCCCCCAUCCCGAACCAGUACGACAAGCAUUUCCUCGAGCGCGACUACACAGGCUACGUCCUGGCUCUGAACGGCCACAAGAAAUACUUCUGCCUCUUUAAGCCUCACAGAUCGGGGGACGAGGGGGGAACCCUGGGAUCGUGCGAGGAUUACGAUUCCUCGCUACACGCGGAAGCCAGAGGGAAAUCCUCCUGCAGCCCAGGAUCUAGGUCCAUUAAAAACAAAUUGCACAAAUUGUCCUUUUGGAUGGAACGCCUUCUAGAGGGCUCCUUACAGAGGUUCUAUAUCCCCUCGUGGCCCGCGCUAGACUGAGGGGUUUUAAAGAGAUUCUAACGGACAAACUUUUUAUGAAGAUGACAAGGGACAGCUCUUUCCAGAAUACACAAACAAGCGUGACGAACGGACCUUAGGUUUUAGAUGAACUCUCCUAGGGCCGGCGACUAGAAAAUACCUCCCCAUGUCCAGAGCCCGAGAGCGCAGCCAAGCGCGCCGAAAUUCCC